Molecule: messenger RNA, 390 nt
Organism: Mesorhabditis belari
Lineage: Eukaryota; Metazoa; Nematoda; Chromadorea; Rhabditida; Rhabditidae
Source: the annotation of a GenBank genome assembly
AUGCCCAGUGAAGAGAAUCAAAAACGUAAAGAAUCCGGAAAACCAGCAAAGCGCACGACAGUUUUAGAAAUAUCACUUGAUCGAUCUUCGCAAGGAAACAAGAAUAAACUUCAGAUGCGAUUACCCAAAGGAGCACCACUGACGUUGAGUCUACGAAUACGAAAGGCGUUCCCGGUCAUAAAUCGAUUAGCCGCGUUACCCCUCGGCACAUGGGCGGUCAUUUCGGUGGUGACAAUUACGGGAUUUGGUUUCUUCGCUGUUGGAAUCUAUCCGAAGUUGAAUCACGACUACUAUGCUGAAGCACAGACGAAAGAAAGAGCGCUACUACAUGCAACAAAAGAACAACUUGCACAGGGACAAAACGUGUGGCGAGAUCCAUUCGAAAAGAAA